Molecule: messenger RNA, 996 nt
Organism: Rubroshorea leprosula
Lineage: Eukaryota; Viridiplantae; Streptophyta; Magnoliopsida; Malvales; Dipterocarpaceae
Source: the annotation of a GenBank genome assembly
GUCCACAUAGCUCUGCUUCAAGGCGGCUUUCGAACACUUCAAAGACAUGUGUGACGUCAAAUUGAAGCCUCCAAUGUUGCGGACUCUUAUCAAGAAACAUCUGUCGGAAGAGAAGCAGCCUCUCCAGAGCUCUUUUGAGCUGGCAAAGGUUGUCUCCACCAUCCAAACUCACAAUCUCCUGUCAGAAUCAUUCGAACAAGAAUCCACGGAUCAAAAACUGAUUAAGAGCUGGACUUCCGCCAUCGAUGAUUGGGUGAAUCGUAUUUUGCUGCUGGUCUCUAGCAACAUGGCCAUUCUUGUCUAGCCAGAUAAAUGCUUGGUGGGAAUCUGUCUUCUGGUUUUGACUUGUCAAGAAUGCAGUUCUGCUCCAUUUUUGUCAUCCUACUCUAUCUGGUUUCAAAAGCUUCUAUCUCAUUUUCAGUCAGCAUGAUCUUUUCGUUCGAACUUAAUAUGGCAUCUUGUAUCCUUGUAUGGAGUAGCCUCCAGCAGAGUCUCAAUUGGCGAAGGUGGCAUCUUGUACCUCGUUAUCAGAUCUAUUAACAAGAUUGGGAAGGUUUUCAAAUGUAAAGAAUGAUGAGAAUCACAUUCUGGGAAGCUCAUUCAACCCGUUUUGAAGCUCAUAAAUGAGGACAAUGCACAAGCUGUAUGGGAUGGAGCAGUCAGUCUCUUACAUACCAUUACAACAUUCUUUCCGGCUUCCAUUCAUAAUUAUUACGACAAGGCUGAAGCUGCUGUUGCUUCAGAAAUUUUGUCUGGGAAAUGCAGCCCUAAAAUGUUGAAGGUAACAUGUUUCAUUGAACCUAGCUUGGAUGCCGCUGUUAAUGAUGUGGACAACUUCUGUUCUUAAGUAUAAGCACUUUUUUUCUUCCUGCUUGUUGUUUAUUUUUUAGAAACUUGGUUAUUGCCUAGCAUUUCUCCCAAAAACAAAAGGAGAUGGGGAUAGCUGGUCCUUUACCGUGCAGAAGAUUUUGGUUUUGAUAAAUGACCAUCUGAAUG